This is a messenger RNA of Anneissia japonica, 2200 nucleotides long. Its product is annotated as actin-3-like. Bases 207 to 1283 code for a protein of 358 amino acids. The transcript is spliced from 5 exons. NCBI's taxonomy places the organism in Eukaryota, Metazoa, Echinodermata, Crinoidea, Comatulida, Comatulidae. The record is from RefSeq and is a predicted model, not a curated record.
GCUGAUUGUGAUAAUCGAGAAAUUUUCAUUCAUAGCGCAUGCGUGUAUUGAAGUCUUGUUUAUUUUUCGUUUUGGUUUGGAGGGAGAUUUUGAUUACAAAUGCCUUGUAUUAAAUUAGGGGUCAAUAGAAUCUCAAUUAUAGUUCAGUGUUGCUAUAAUUGGGCCUACUAUACCAAUCCUCAUGAUUUAGAUUGCCUUAUGAUGCAAUGGAGACUGCCAACGCGGUAAUACUUGACGUCGGUUCGCUAACAACAAAGUUGGGAUUCAAUCAGAUUGGUAAACGUCACCCAGAUCAUGUGUUCCCUACUGACAUACUUACUGAUACUCCUUCAGCGUCAAUCGUGGAUAGUGGAACCAUAUGCAACUGGGAUGAAGCUGAGAAACUUAUCAAAUGGGCAUACAAAGAAAAAUUGAAGGCUUCCACAAAUGAUUUUCCUCUGUUGAUGUCUGAGGUGGCAGGUUGUUCUAGAGAAAGCAGGAAAGACAGUCUGGAAAGAGUGUUUGAAGGAAUUGAUGUUCCUGCAUUUCAUCUUUCAAGUCAGGGUCUCCUGGCAUUGUAUUCGGUUGGAAGAGCUUCUGGAGUUGUUAUCGAGUCUGGGUAUGGGGCGUCACAUGCUGUGGCUUUUCAUGAAGGGCAUGCAACUGGCUACGGAAUUGUCAAGAUGACUGCAACUGGUUGUAAUUUAACAAAGACCACUCAGAAGCUUGUCUCAGAUAUCUUAAAUGGAUCUGGUAACAGAACUGAAUGUGAUAUUAUGCUUGCCAGAAAUGUCAAAGAGAAGUAUGGACAGGUUGCACCAGAUGGAAAGUGCUCUAUUGCAGAACAGCAAGAUGGCAGUUCUAGUACAUUACUGUUUGAACACGGAGACCUGAGAAUUAAGAUUAGAAACCCAGCUAUUAUUGGAGAACCACUGUUCACUUUGCCAAAUUUUUAUAUACGGCAGAGUGUAGGUUUUCAUCAGGCUGUGGAAAGUUGUAUCAAUGGUGCAGAUGAAGAGAGUGAUUACACACAACUAUUUUAUGAGAAUGUCUUGCUUUCUGGUGGAAACACACUCUUUCCUGGAUUAACAUCACGUCUUGAAUUCGAGUUAAACAAACUGGUGGUGAAAGAGGGUUUAGCUAAGGCGAACGUGAUCACACCAGCAUAUCGUGCUUAUUGUUGUUGGAUUGGUGGGUCGGUCAUUGCAUCCAUGCCAACAUUCAAGCCUCACUGGAUCUCAAAGUCAGACUAUCAAGAGUAUGGUGGCAAUAUCUUUCAAAGGAAAUGUUUACAUCUCUAUUAAAAUAGUUUAUUACCACUGGUAUUAUAAAUUUGUAGGACUUAUUAUUAACUGGUAGAGUGGUUAGUAGAGAUAAGUUCUGGAACACACAUUCCAUGGUUCAAAUCAUCAUUGCUGAUUGUAAGACACUACAGUACUUCAAAUAGCUCAUCAUGCUGUGGAUACUCUAUUGAUCAUUAUUAAUCAAGGACAGUUAUAUUAAUCAAUACAAUAAUUAUCAGCACUAAUUAAUAAACAUUCCAUCCCCAGUAGGUUUACAUGAAUGUUUUAUGAGCCCAUCUAAAGAUGACGAUAACAAUAUUACAGUAAUUGAAAAUGGUGGAAAAGGUUUUAUUUUUGUCUGGUUGUGCCUGUGAUUAUAGUGAAGAACAAACACACUACUGUACUCGUGAGGUUUCCGACCAUAAAUAUCAAUAUUACUGUACAUAAUUAUUGACAUUUUUUGUUUUUUUUUUGUUAAAGUAUACAAGAGUAAAACUUUUAUACUGUAAUUAUUUUCUGAUUGGUUUUAAUUUAUACUGUAUUGUAUUCAAUACAAAUUACUUUAUUAAUAAUUGCUUUUUUUUAAAUUGUGUACCAGCACAUUGAAUUUGUACAGUACUGUAUACAGCAAUGACUGCCAGUUGUACUGCAAAUACCAGUUUACAUCAAGUAUUUACGACGGAUUUGUUUUUUAUACGCUAUUGCAUUACUCAAUAUUUAUGUAAUAUCAGCCGACUACAUGGCUUAUGUUUUUUUUUAAUUACUGUACAGGGUACAUAUUAUGACUAGUAUUGUGCAUUAAAAGGGACAAAUUUUGUACAGAUUGAUGAUUUGUAUGUAUAAUACUUUAUGCAAAAUAUUUUUACCUGCUCAUAAACUGCUGUGAAAGCUAGUCUGUAAAAAAAAAUAAAUUAUGACUCAAAUAGAAAAAAAAAAAA